AGGGAAAUUUACACCCUAUACUGUUUUUUCCCAAUUUAUAACUUUUUUACUGUUGCACGGCAUUUUCAACAUUUAUACUUUUUUUUUUUUUUUUUUUUUGGCAGUUUACUGCCUUUAAAACUUUAGCCGCUUGAUGUGAGUGGUGUUUGUUUUCAUUGCCACUUGUCACGAUAGGGUUUUGCCACGUUUUUUUUUCUUUUUUAUAAAAAAAAAGUAAUUGUUUUGAUUUUGACGGUUAUGUGUUAUGAUGAAAAAGUGUUGUAUUUAUGUAUUUUUCUUUUAUUUUUUUCAUAUUAUUUUCGAAUCUAAAUUUUGUAAUUGGUAUUCUCUCUCAUUUCAACUGUUCAUCUUCUUCCCCAUUUUCCAGUUUGCUUAGACGGUUGUAAUAGUGGGUAGUUUUUUCAUUUUAAAAAUUUUCAAAUCCCAUCCCACUAUCUUAAACUUCCCUCUCAUUUUCCCUCCCAUUUUUAUUAUUUUUGUCUAUAAAUACCUUCAUAGUUCUUCAUAAUGGCCGUUACUCGUUCAUCACCAUCUCCGGCCAAAGUUACAAAACCCAGAAAACAAUCCCAGAAAACCAGACCCAAAUCAAAAAUGGGUAAAAAAAAUCUGAAAGAGAACCCUCCUAGCCCCACUUCCCCUUCUGUUAAGAGAAAAACCAUUGCUGGACCUUCGAAGAACACUAGAGGAAAAAGACCUCGAACUGUUGUUGAAAAUUCAGACUCAGAUUUUGAGUUGGAUUCUGAAUUUCUUAAGUCGCCUGUUUCUGUUAAGGGCAAGGGUAAAUCCCCUGUGAAGGUGUUGCCAUCAUCAGGUGUUUCUGAAGAAAUUCCUGUUAAUAGGACGGUUGAGGAUUGGGAAUGCAAGUACACUCGAUCUCAAUUUUAUCAUUCUAGAGUAGUAACAUCUGGUUAUUACUCUGUUCUUGGUGACAUUAAGAGAAUUUUAACUGAAAGGCAAUUGGAAAUUUUUUCAAAAUCUGUGUUUGGUUAUUUUCUUCGAAUUCCUGAGUACAUAAUUCAUUACCAAUUGCUGCAUUGUUUGCUGUUGAGGGAGGUUCAGCAGCCUAAUGGGUUGGAGUUUUGGGUUUGUGUCCAAGGGAAAUACCUUAGGUUUAGUAUUGAAGAGUUUGCGUUGGUCACGGGGUUAGAUUGUCAUGUUGAUUCUGAUUUUUAUAAGUUUAAGCAAGAUGAUAAUGAAUUGGUCAAAUCUUGUUUUAAGGGGUACAAAAAAAUUACCAAGGCUGCUAUUCAGACUGCUUUUAUUGCUGACAAUCUUAAGGAUAACGACGAUCUUGCAGUGAAGUUGGCUGUAUUGUAUUUUGUGCAGUGUUAUUUGUUAGGUGGUCCCCCGGGUAAAGUUGUUUCGUUUGAGGAAAUAGAUGUUGUGGAUAGUGGUCGAUAUAAUGAAUUUGGGUGGGGCAAGCAUUGUUUUGAUAUCACUAUGCAUUCUUUGAAGGGUAAGAUAGAUUCUGGUUAUAAGAGGGUAGUUCGUAGUGACGAGGAUGGUGGGUAUUACAGGUUAUUGGGUUUUCCUUUGGCUAUUCAAUUCUGGUUUUUCGAGUGUUGCCCGUAUGUUAUUGGGAAACUAUCCUUGUACUCAAAUGUUGGCAUUCCAAGGAUCUUGAAUUGGCCUAAAUUACCCAAGGACAAGGAGGGUAUGGUGAAAAUGGAUGUCAUGAACACCCUCAUUUUCGAUCGGUCUUUGAAAGAGUUAAAAUUAAGAAACCUCACUCCAACUUCCGUUGAGAGAUUGAGUUUGAGCCUCACUGAUUUUUUCUCUGGUGAGACUACUCCCGAGGCUGUGAAAUUCAAAAUUAAAGGUGGUUCCAAGCCUGCUGGUCAACCUGGCUUGAUGGGUUCUUCUUCAUCAACUGCUCAUGAGAAUGUCUCCCGAGUUGAGUUUGAGGAAUUUAAAAAGUGUUUAUCUGUUGUUGUCAGCCAGCAAGGGAUUCUUAUGAAAUCUGUUGCUGAGAUGAACAAGAAGCUGGACAUUCUUAUUGAGUCAUCCCAAGGUGGUCCCACUCACAAUGGAUCUCAGUCUGAAGAUGCUCUUCGUACUUCAGAAAAUGAGGAUGAUGAAGAUUCCACUUCGGAGGAAGACGAGGAUGAUAAAUUCGACGAUGACAAAGGAGAUGAUCAUCAUGACGAUGAAACUGAUGAUGAUGAUGAUGAUGCAGGUGGAGAUGGUGUUGGUGCUGGUCAGGAUGAGGCUCACACGGGCGAUGUUCGUAACGAUGAGGGUGUUGUUGUCCCCGCGGUUGUUUCGAGGGAUGAUGAUACCGGCAAGGUCGAUGAUGCCAAGAAUUCUGAAACUGUGGAACCUAUUGCAGAGAUCAAACAGCCUGACCAGUCUCAAGGUGGGGAGGAGAACAUUGAUGUUGAUGCAACAAUUGCAUCUGCUGUUAAAGCUGUGGAGAAUUUGAUUGGUUCCUCAACUCAUGCCCCUGCUCCUGUUGACACUUCUGAGAAGACUAAUCUUGAAAUGGUUGUUUUUCAAGAGACUCCUAUUUUACGUCCUCAAAAGAGGGAUCGGAAGAAAGGAGCUGUUUUGAAAUCCCCAUUCAUUGAGCUUGCUUCUGGUGCAUCUAAAUCAGGUUCAUCCUCGGUUUCUCCUGAUGAUUCUGUGUAUAAGGUCGUUAAAUAUGUGCGUGGUUUGUGCCCGUUGGACAACAAGAUUGGUGAACCUGUUGAUCCGCAAUUGGAAGCUGAUUUUGUCAAGUGGGUUGAUUCAGGUCUUAGAAAGCACAAAUCUAACACAACAACGAAUGUGUAUUGUAAGGGUAAGGACACUAUAUUUCCGCCAUUUCGUUUUGGUGUUGAGGACAUCAGCAACAAGAUGUGGUUUCACAACCUUGCCUACCCUAAUUGUUUCCUUACCAAUUCUCACAUUGACAUCAUUUUCUAUUAUCUUCGUAAGAAAAUAAUGUACUCAGCCGAGCCGAAAAUCAAAGUCACCACAACUGAUUGCCUCUUUUGUUCUAGCAUAACAACUUUGUAUGAGAGGUUUGUUGAGAAAAACAACGAUAUAUCGGUGUUGUCUCUUUCUCACAAUGUGGCCCAGUACAUUCAAGGUGGUAAGAUAUUAUGUGCCACUCCUUGGCAUUUGGUUGAUCAUGUUGUUAUGCCUAUCAAUGUAAAAUUACAGGAUCAUUGGAUUUGUGGUCGUCUUAACAUAGUUGACAGGCGCAUAUAUCUGUACAAUUCAUUGCGUUCUGGGAGGUAUAUGACUGCUGCCAAAGAGGCUUGCAAGCCUUUCUCUGUUAUUUUACCAUAUUACUUCUCUAUGUUAGACUUCAAAGGCCUUCGCAACGAAACUAAGUUUAGCACUAUGGAACCGUUCCCUAUUGUUGCUGUUGAUGGUUUACCCGAGCAGGUCACAGCUGAUUGUGGUGUUUUUGUUGCAUCAUUUGCUGAGUAUUUCAUUGAUGGCAAACCCAUCCCAUCCUCUGAUUUUGAUGUGGAAAUUCACCGCGAUCGUUUGGCUGCGUUAUUUUAUCAGUAUGGGAUGAAGAAGCAAACUGAGAACAUUGAAAGUGAAUCCGAGGCCCCUCCCAGCCUUCCCAAGAAGUGAUUUGCUUUUUCAAUCAGACUGUUAUUGUUCUUAUAGUUUUUUAAUGUUGUUUUAAUGUUUUUCUUGUUGUUUUUCGUAAACAAACAUUGGUGUUCUGUUGUUUUUCCUUACGCUUUGUGUGGACAAUAUGUAAUCUUUUAUUUUUGUAUGUUUUUUCUUAUUAUUUUUAUGUACAAACAAGUUGGUAUGUUAAAGUUGUUUGUUUUUUCA
Messenger RNA from Cannabis sativa, 3780 nucleotides. RefSeq lists its product as uncharacterized. The transcript is spliced from 10 exons. Gene Ontology annotation, biological process: proteolysis. Gene Ontology annotation, molecular function: cysteine-type peptidase activity. The record is from RefSeq and is a predicted model, not a curated record. The coding region runs from base 508 to 3570 and encodes 1020 amino acids. NCBI's taxonomy places the organism in Eukaryota, Viridiplantae, Streptophyta, Magnoliopsida, Rosales, Cannabaceae.